AGGGAAGCUGUUGGUAAGCGGACAGAGGGCGGAAGUGGCCGAGAAGGCGGAAGUCCCGGCUCCCCGGUCAUGGCACCAAUUCUUGUGCUGCUCCUGGCCGGGGUGGUGAUUGCAUCUCGCGGGGACCGGGAGCCGGUGUACAGGGAGUGUGUGAGCGCCUGUGAACAGAGGAACUGUAGCGGGAGCCGGCUGCAGGACUUCCGGGCUGAGCAGCCCCUCUACAUGAGGCUGACUGGCUGGGCAUGCUUGGACGACUGUCGUUACCAGUGUAUGUGGGACACGGUUUCCCUUUAUAUUAAAGAAGGAUAUGCUGUCCCCCAAUUUCAUGGCAAGUGGCCAUUUUCCAGAUUCCUGUUCUUCCAGGAGCCAGCGUCCGCCUUGGCCUCUUUUCUCAAUGGCCUUGCCAACAUAAUGAUGCUACGGCAUUACCGUGCUUCUGUUCCUGCUUCUUGUCCUAUGUACCACACCUGCCUCACCUUUGCCAUGGUCUCCAUAAAUGCGUGGUUCUGGUCGACAGUUUUUCACACCAGAGACACGGCGAUUACUGAGAAAAUGGACUACUUCUGUGCCUCGGCAGUCAUUCUGCACUCUAUCUACCUGUGCUGUAUGAGGACUUUGGGUCUUCGAUAUCCUUCUUUGGCCACUGCUUUUGGUGCUGUCCUAGUAGUACUCUUUGCGUGCCAUGUGUCUUACCUUACCCUUGGACGAUUUGACUACAGCUACAACAUGCUAGCAAAUGCUGGCUUUGGCAUGGUUAAUCUGGUAUGGUGGCUGGCAUGGUGUUUGAAGAGACGUUCCCACCAACCUUAUUUGUGGAAGUGUGUUCUGGUGGUGGUCCUACUACAGAGUCUAGCUUUGCUGGAGCUGCUCGAUUUCCCACCUGUCUUGUGGGUGCUGGAUGCCCAUGCUCUCUGGCACUUUAGCACCAUCCCUUUGAAUGUACUCUUCUAUAGCUUCCUGAAAGAUGACAGCCUGUACCUGCUUAAGGUGAACUCUGAUGUGUUAAAAGUGGACUAGUCGUAGAAGAACUCAUGCCUGGGUCUGGAUUUUGCACUGGCUUGCGCGGCCCUCUGAAGUUCAUGCACAGGAGACUUUUGUGAACCAUAUUAUUUCCCUCUUGUAGAAUGAGGGUCUCUAAAGUGCCUUACUCUUAUUUAAGGGACUGUGUACAGGAUACUUCCUGCAUUUGAUACCCAGUGCACAACUGAUUCAUAUCCUUAGCUUUCUGUAUUAUAGAUACCUUGUGGCUAUUAUUGAAACAUAUGUUAUACACUGCGCUGACAGGUCUCAAACCAGUCUUCUUGGGACCACUAAUGGGUUAUGUACAUAUGUGCGUGUUGUGUCAGAUUGCUUGUGUUUGACACAAAAUAUUUUAAAUUGCCAAAAGCAAAGUUUAUAUCUGUAUCUAUUUGUGCAUUGUAGUGAAGGAGCCAUUAUAUAUUGUCAAAACC
This is a messenger RNA of Nanorana parkeri, 1451 nucleotides long. It is a transcript of the gene PGAP3, whose product is annotated as post-GPI attachment to proteins 3. Gene Ontology annotation, molecular function: hydrolase activity, acting on ester bonds. Bases 70 to 1017 code for a protein of 315 amino acids. Gene Ontology annotation, cellular component: endoplasmic reticulum membrane. The record is from RefSeq and is a predicted model, not a curated record. The transcript has 8 exons. Lineage: Eukaryota; Metazoa; Chordata; Amphibia; Anura; Dicroglossidae. Gene Ontology annotation, biological process: GPI anchor biosynthetic process.